AGAGUUGAGUGGUAAACGAGUGAGGAGGAACUGUAGUGAAUCUGUUUGCUAGACGAGCGCAUUUCGGCUGCGCACCCAUUCAGAAACCGCCGGCCGCGAAAAGAGAGAGAGAGAAAACAUGGCAGCGCAGAUGGCAGCCACGAAAGUGCCCGAGGUGCGAGACAUCACCCGGAUAGAGAGGAUUGGUGCACAUUCACACAUUCGAGGCCUUGGACUAGACGAUGCUUUGGAGCCACGGCAGGUUUCUCAGGGGAUGGUGGGUCAGCUGGCAUCUCGGCGGGCUGCUGGUUUAAUCUUGGAGAUGAUUAAAGAUGGGCACAUUGCUGGCCGUGCUGUGCUCAUCGCUGGCCAGCCUGGGACUGGCAAGACUGCUAUUGCUAUGGGCAUUGCUCAGUCACUUGGAUCUGAUACGCCUUUUACUGCUUUGGCUGGGAGUGAGAUCUUCUCUCUGGAGAUGAGCAAGACAGAGGCACUCAGCCAGGCCUUCCGCAAAGCCAUCGGAGUCCGAAUCAAAGAGGAGACGGAGAUCAUUGAGGGCGAGGUGGUGGAGAUUCAAAUCGACAGGCCUGCCACAGGAACGGGUGCAAAAGUAGGCAAGCUGACUCUGAAAACUACAGAUAUGGAGACCAUCUAUGACCUGGGCAGUAAAAUGAUCGAAAGCCUCAGUAAGGAGAAGGUCCAGGCUGGGGAUGUGAUCACCAUCGAUAAAGCCACCGGGAAGAUCAGCAAACUUGGACGGUCUUUUACAAGAGCACGAGAUUAUGAUGCCAUGGGGGCACAGACUCAGUUUGUGCAGUGCCCAGAAGGGGAGCUGCAGAAGAGAAAGGAAGUCGUCCACACAGUUUCACUCCACGAGAUUGAUGUCAUCAACAGUCGGACGCAGGGCUUUCUAGCCCUGUUCUCAGGAGACACUGGAGAGAUCAAAUCAGAGGUACGUGAGCAGAUCAACGCUAAAGUGUCUGAGUGGAGAGAGGAGGGCAAAGCAGAGAUCAUUCCAGGGGUCCUCUUUAUAGAUGAAGUUCACAUGUUGGAUAUUGAGUGUUUCUCCUUCCUAAACCGAGCCUUAGAGAGCGACCUUUCACCUGUACUCAUCAUGGCCACCAACCGUGGCAUCACCAGAAUUCGAGGCACAAACUACCAGAGUCCUCACGGUAUUCCAAUAGACCUGCUGGACCGACUGCUUAUCAUCGCCACAUCUCCUUACACUGAGAAAGAGACAAGGCAGAUCCUGAAGAUCCGAUGUGAAGAGGAGGAUGUGGAGUUGAGUGAUGAAGCUCACACAGUUCUCACACGUAUUGGACAGGAGACGUCUCUUCGCUACGCCAUCCAGCUUAUCAGCACUGCAGGCCUGGUGUGCCGCAAACGCAGGGGCACAGAGGUCCAGGUGGAGGACAUUAAACGUGUCUACUCUCUCUUUUUGGACGAGUCUCGUUCCUCACAGUACAUGAAGGAGUACCAGGACUCCUUCCUCUUCAACGAAGCACAAUCUCUUCAGAUGGACACUUCAUAAGAAGAUGACAAAAGAGAGCCUGUUUUUUAUACCAUGUUCCUGUGAUGUUCUCUUAGCUCGUGUGGCCUGAUGGUCCCCCGGCUCCUGGCUGUGAAGUGCAUUCCCCCUCAUUACUCGUUUUUUUCCAUGUGUUUUAUUGCGGUUUAUCAUUUGCUGAAAUCCAUGCACAUUAAAACUAUUUUUGGUUGAAAUUGCAA
Astyanax mexicanus (Mexican tetra) is the source of this 1707-nucleotide messenger RNA. It is a transcript of the gene ruvbl2, whose product is annotated as RuvB-like AAA ATPase 2. Gene Ontology annotation, molecular function: DNA helicase activity; ATP hydrolysis activity; ATP binding. The record is from RefSeq and is a predicted model, not a curated record. Bases 119 to 1510 code for a protein of 463 amino acids. Gene Ontology annotation, biological process: box C/D snoRNP assembly; chromatin remodeling; regulation of transcription by RNA polymerase II. The transcript has 15 exons. Lineage: Eukaryota; Metazoa; Chordata; Actinopteri; Characiformes; Acestrorhamphidae. Gene Ontology annotation, cellular component: R2TP complex; Swr1 complex; NuA4 histone acetyltransferase complex.